This is a messenger RNA of Dioscorea cayenensis subsp. rotundata (Guinea yam), 1861 nucleotides long. Its product is annotated as probable leucine-rich repeat receptor-like protein kinase At1g35710. Gene Ontology annotation, molecular function: protein binding. The coding region runs from base 218 to 1861 and encodes 547 amino acids. The record is from RefSeq and is a predicted model, not a curated record. NCBI's taxonomy places the organism in Eukaryota, Viridiplantae, Streptophyta, Magnoliopsida, Dioscoreales, Dioscoreaceae. The transcript has 2 exons.
UUAUGUCCAUGGUAUAAUUAGCUGCAUUGAAACUGAAAGGAUAGCCCUUCUCAGCAUCAAAGAAGGCAUUAAUCAUAGCGACGACCAAAGCUUGUUCUCUUCUUGGAUUGGCCAUGACUGCUGCAAAUGGCAAGGCGUGAGCUGCAACCAUGAAUCCCGCCAUGUCAUCAAGCUUGAUCUCCGACAGCACCCUUCUAAUGUCUCUUAUUAUUUUCUCAUGCCACCAAGUAAGCUGAACUCUUCUCUCAUUCAGCUUCAUCAUUUAAAGCACUUGGAUUUGAGCAUGAACAACUUCAAUGACUCCCCCAUCCCAGACUUCAUUGGCUCUUUUGCCAACCUUGAAUACCUUAAUCUCUCCAAUGCCGGAUUCAGUGGUGCCAUUCCUCAUACCUUUGGAAACCUAUCAUGCUUGCAUUAUCUUGAUCUUAGCUCAAAUUAUAAUCUACAAUCUAAUGACCUCCGCUGGCUCUCUAGAAUGACUUCUUUGCAUUACCUUGACUUGAGCGGAGGGAACCUUUUCAAAGUGGAUGGUUGGCUUCAUGACAUUAACAGUGUGCUCUCCUCUCUACGUGUGUUGAAACUUUCUAGUGCUAAACUUCAAGUUGGUGGCAUUUAUGCUACUACUAAUCCGCCUCAUUAUCUCAACUUCACAUCUCUUCGUGUGCUUGAUCUCUCUGGCAAUGAUCUCCUGGAAAUCACCCUGCUUCAAUGGUUGUUCAAUCUCACUAGCCUUGUUCAUCUUGAUCUUUCUGGUUGUGCUCUGUAUGGCAAGUUACCAGUCACAGUUGGUAACUUGAAUAGCUUGAGAGUCUUGUGUUUGUUUAAUAACUAUGUUGGUGGAGUGAUUCCAGAGUCCUUGGGAAAUCUUGGUAGCUUGGAGAACCUUGAUUUGUCAUAUAAUGAACUCAAUGGAAGAAUUCCAGAUUCUCUGAGCAAUCUUACAAAUUUAGUGUACUUUGAUUUGUCUAAUAAUAUGAUUGGAAAGUUGUCAGAGAGCAUCGGGAGGCUGCAGAAGUUGGUGGAGUUUCAUUUGUCCAAUAACCAAAUUCAGGGACUGAUGCCUGCAAGCAUUGGGGACCUGAGAAACCUGCAAUAUUUGGAUUUAUCACAGAAUAUGAUCAGUGGAGCCAUUCCCGAAUCCUUUGGUAAUCUCACAGUUUUGCAGCAUUUUAAUGGUGCUGAAAAUUAUGUCAGCGGAAAAUUGCCUGAAACUAUAGGAAAUCUUGUUCACCUUCAAGAUCUAGAUUUGUCUCAAAAUGCAAUAAGUGGAAAGUUACCAGAGAGCUUUGGAAAUCUUAGCCAAUUGCAGUAUUUGAGCAUGCAGGGCAAUGGCAUCACGGGGGGAUUACCAGAACAUGUAGGAAAGCUGUCUAGCUUGUUGGAGCUUGAUUUAUGCAACAACAACAUCAACAGAACAUUGCCAAAAGGCAUGGGGAACUUAUGCAAGCAACAUCCCCUGCAUGGUUUUGGAUAUCUAAGUUCCCUCUUUUUGGCUAUGUUCUCAAUCUAUCAAAUAACAAUAUGGAGGAGGCUACCAACUUUGAAAAAUUACACUUUCCAUAGGAUAGAUUUGAGUUCAAACAGAUUUGAAGGCCCAUUACCUGAGCUUGAUCCCUCCUUUUUGCUUGUUAUCUAUCUCAACAACAACUCAUUCUCUGGGUCUAUUCCUUCGUACUUUGCUAAUGCUACUUAUAUUCAAGUUUUCUCUGUGUCUGUUAAUCAUAUCAACGGCAGUAUUCCGUCGUUCUUUUGUAACCUUACUACCUUGAAAUUGCUUGAUAUAUCUAAUAAUGAUAUGUCUGGAGGACUUCCCAAUUGCUGGAAUUCAGCAUCAGCUUUGGAAAUUAUUAAUUUUAUCUGA